AUGCCGGCCCCCUACAGUACUCAUACCACCACGGACGAACUUGUGACUGAUUACGCCUCCCUUAUCAAAGGUAAGGUCAUUCUGACCACGGGCGUUUCCUCAGGCUCCCUUGGUGGCUUCUUCGUCCAAUCCAUUGCCAAGGCUAAGCCUGAGUGGCUUAUCCUGGCCGCUCGCAAUGCCGAUAAACUGGCCCAGAUGGCAGCCGAGGUCACCAAGGCCCAGCCUGAGGUGAAGGUCCGUACACUGCAAGUUGACUUGGGCUCCUUGAAAAGCGUGCGGGAUGCAGCCGCACAGGUCAACUCCUGGGAUGAUAUCUCUGUUAUUGAUGUCCUGGUCAACAACGCGGGAAUUAUGGCAGUGGAUUACAAGCUCUCCCCUGAGGGAUUCGAGUCCCAUCUGGCAACGAACCAUCUGGGGCCGUUCUUGUUCACCAAUCUGCUCAUCAAGAAGAUUGUGGCCGCAAAGGAACCAAGAAUCGUUGUUGUCAGUAGCGAUGGCCAUCGGUUGAACCCGUUCCGGUUCGAUGACUAUAAUUUUGAUGAUGGGAAGACGUACAACCGGUGGUACGCCUAUGGUCAGAGCAAGACCGCUAAUAUGCUGUUCGCUAUUUCUCUGGCUCAGAAACUUGGAAUAAAAUAUAAUCUCCAGGCAUUCAGCCUCCACCCAGGAGUCAUCUGGACCAAUCUGGGCAAUCAUUUGGACUGGAAUGUUGAGUUUGGGGAACUACGCAACGCGGACAAGUCUCUGGGUAAUCGGGAAGGAUGGAAGGAUUUUGAUGCCAAGCCACUGGAGAGAGGUGCCGCCACCCAUAUCUACGCAGCAUUUGACCCAAGUCUCAAGGCCAACAACGGGGCCUACCUGCUCGACUGCCAUGUGGCCGAUCCUCUGGUAGACACGGUCAAACCAUGGGCCACCAGUAGUUUCGAAGCCGAAAGACUAUGGAGACUGAGUGAGAAGCUGGUUGGGCAGGAGUUUUCCUACUAG
Aspergillus lentulus is the source of this 984-nucleotide messenger RNA. RefSeq names its product short-chain dehydrogenase TIC 32, chloroplastic. NCBI's taxonomy places the organism in Eukaryota, Fungi, Ascomycota, Eurotiomycetes, Eurotiales, Aspergillaceae. The record is from RefSeq and is a predicted model, not a curated record.